Anopheles nili is the source of this 2329-nucleotide messenger RNA. RefSeq lists its product as uncharacterized. The record is from RefSeq and is a predicted model, not a curated record. The transcript is spliced from 3 exons. NCBI's taxonomy places the organism in Eukaryota, Metazoa, Arthropoda, Insecta, Diptera, Culicidae. The coding region runs from base 38 to 916 and encodes 292 amino acids.
GAGUGCUUGGGCGUUCUCGUGCCGAAGUGCAGUGACAAUGUCUACCAACAGCGGUGGUCUCUAUCCUUCGGCGAAUGUAGCAGUUUCCAACUACCAUGAUAUUUACGUUCAACAGCAACCCGGCCACGAAGAAAUAGAUAGCACAAAUACGACCUCCACCUCACCUCCGCCGAUAGUACCACAAACAACAGUGAUAGUUUCUUCGCACCCGAUAGCUCAAGCAAGCAGCGGGAGCAACAUCAGAAGCGAUAGUAGUCACCUCUACAACCCAUCAGCUCCCCAGCUGAUCGAAAACGCUGGGCCAAGUACGUCCCGCCGCGGAGAACCACCCAGUUACGAUGAAGCCGUGGACGUAGAAGCGCCUCCACCAUCCUACGAUUCGUUGUUCGGACGUGUGCGGGAGGCUAGGAAAUCCUCGCGAGGAAUUUUGGAUUUUAUAGUGAACAUCGUUAUUCUCAUACUAGGCACCCUCGGCUGCACCAUCGCCCUAGGAAUCACGAUUGUCAUUCCAGUCUGCAUGAUCGUAUUCGGUUCCAUCUACCUGUACGAUUGUCCUCAGGGAGAAUACAUCCCCGUUUAUCUGCUGGUCGGCGGUGGUUUCGGGGUGUUAAAACAGCUGCUACACCUGUCUACACGCGUUCGGAGCCGAGAGGAGCAGGAACUGGAGCGAUUACGGCAAACACCGACACAAACCCUAAUCAACUGCUUCAUGCUAGGUUGGUUUAUCAUUGGUUCGUUCUGGAUCUACCAGAUUUACGAACCCAAUUACGAUCCCGCCCUGGGCAAGUACUGCAACAAGUCUCUGUAUCUGUUCACCUUCUGGCUCAUUACAUCAGUUUACAUGAUGCUGUUUGUCGUUACUAUCGUGCUGUGCAGCGUCAGCAUUGUUAGUUUGUGCUUUCAUCGGCAAACCUAACCGUUACCGACGAACGUUUCUACGGAUGCAAGCGUUAGGCUGCAUCCCCUGACCAACACACAAAACUAAUAGAUAUUUCGUCCGACAAACAGUACGCUCUAGUUUAUUUGUUAAAACAUUUAUUUCGUAUCUAAUUAUUAACUCGUAGAGAGCGUCUCUUUGGUUUCUAGCAAGCAUCAUGAUGCCAAACCCAUUGAGCGAUGAAACUGUCGGAUAAUUUCCAACAAACGAUAUAGGUAGAAAUGUACGAAUUUACGUUUAAAUAGGUGUUUAAACGUUAGCGAUCGCACAAUCGAUGUGUUCUAUACGUCCUGAACUGGAAAGGAAACAUAUUUGGUGUGAAUCCUAAUAUCGUUCAAGCACAAUUUUUGAAAACAAUUAAAUUCAUUUUAAACACGUUGUACGUGUUCGUUACAGAUCUGUGGAUUAUCAGUUUUUUUGCUUGUGCAUAAAACAUAAUUAUUUCACAUCCCUGGGUGUUCGCGAAGUCGGACUGUUUAUAGGUACUUUUGAACUGAACUGUUACUGAGGAGCCUACCAGUGAUAGCCAUAUUUAUUUACUCGUGUCAUCGAAGUGUCUUUCAACUGAGCUAUCUAUUUAAAUGGCCAACACUAAAAUCAAAAUAAUUUUCUUUGUUCAUGUGACAAAAAUGUUCUCUUCCAUUUUGCUUUUUUUUGUCUUAUUCUUCAAAUUAACAAAAUCUCAUAGGAUAAGCUUUCCGGGAAAGCUCGCUGCACUUUGUGAUGUUUGAGCAAGUGCUUUCUUUAUCGGUUGCCCACAGCAGGUCAACAGCUUGCAUGAUCGAUGUAAUACACAAGCAUAAGUCUGGCGUUGCUUCGCUGGUCUAUUUACAACCAUAAUUAAGCUAGAUUUUUGUAAGAAAGCACAAUACAGAUAUACUACCUUGUAUUUGACGUUGCGCUCGUGAAAAAAAAACAUUACUUAAGAUAAGAACAAAACGCCAAAUCAGGAACGUUGUUACGUGGUUAAGUCCAGAAACUGCACACAGAAAAAAGCACUAUGUGUCGUAUGGGUAUAAUAGUAUAAAGUAUCAUCUUAUUAGUUUGUUACCAUAUUCAUACAUGAAACCGAUAUGUUACAAAACAACUUUAGCUAUGUAAAUUUUCACAUUGCUCCAGAAUUUGUUCCGCUGAUGGCGUUUUGUUUUUCUCUAUUGUUUGCAUAUGCUUUUCCUCUAUGCUACCGCUAGGAGCUAGUGUGUUUGCUUUUCAAAACUAUAUAUUCAUAAUUUUCGACACCACAAUGAUAAAUGGUGUGUUAAUACUAAUAACAUAUAAUUAAACGGUUGGAAUCAUGCAAAUUAUACAAGCAUAUAAAUAUAUAUAUAUACAUAUACAUAUAUAUUAGUUUAUAUGAAGCCGAUUUAUACAAAAAGAAAGGGGCUUUAUGAA